AUGCGUUCGUUCCUCCCCGCCCUCCUUGUUGGGACAGCCUCAGCAGGUCUCCUGCCGCCCUCGAAAGUGGUCCGGCAGGAAUCUGGUGCACCCACUGUGACACUCGACUACUGUACUUUGACCCCUGCUGCAAGCAACACGACGGCAGGAUUGUACAAGUACCAGAACAUCCGCUUCGCGGCCGUGCCCACCGGUGACCUGCGCUUCGCAGCUCCGGAGUGGCCUCCAGUCGAGACCGAGAUAAACGAUGGGUCACUCGCCGACUCCGAUGUCGACUGUGCCAGCAGCGAAGACUGCUUGUACAUGGAUAUCUACGUGCCUGCCAAUACCGCGAACAAGUCUCUUCCCGUGUUUGUGUGGACGUAUGGCGGUGGUUUCACCGGCGGCAGCAAGUCGGAGAACACGCCUGAGGGCCUGUUCGAUCUGAGCGGCUAUUUUAUAUUCGUCUCCUACAACUACAGGCUGGGCAUAAUUGGUCUCGCCAACGGCCCGACCUUGCUGCACCAGGGUGGCACGAGCAACACCGGUCUCUGGGAUGUGCAGCAUGCUUUCCAAUGGGUCAACAAGUACAUCGCCAAAUUUGGCGCAAACCCCGACAAGAUCACAGCCAUGGGUUUGUCCGCCGGAGGUUCGCAGGUCCUCUUCGAGAUGACCCGGUUUGCCGGUCACGCGGAACAGCUUUUCAAGCAGGCAUACGUCAUGUCUCCUGGCUUCGUUCCCGGCGCAGGCCACGAGCACGCCGAGGCCUUCUUCCUCAACGUGUCUUCCUCCGUUGGAUGCGACGGCGGCGACUUGACCUGUCUGCGCUCUGUCAACUUUACCACCCUCCAAGACGCGGCCGACACCCUGGUCGACACCUACACUUUCCAGCUGCAGCCUCGCGUUGACGGUGACUUCGUCGCCGACACUCAUCACCACGAGGAGCACGAGGCGAACAGCCAGGCUUGGUCCGGCGUCAACACCACCGAGGACGUAUCGACGUACCUGCGCAUUUUCUUCCCCGCCAUCACAGACGCCCAGGUGGAGGAGGCUCUCGCCUUGUACCCUGAGGACGACUAUGAGAGCCCCGGCCUUCGAUUCUCUGACAUGAAGCAGCACUUCGAUCUCACUGCCCACAACAUGGCUUUCACGCAUGCUAUGUCGAACGAGACAUGGAACGGCAUGGUCCAGAUCGACCAGUCUACCCACGGCACUGACCAGAGCUAUUACUGGUACAGCACCUGGACCCUCUCCUCAGACUCUACCACCACCACGACAAACUCCUCCAGCUCUGCUGGUGGUGGCGGUGGCGGCUUCGGUGGCAGCUCCUCCGUGGACACCGCGACCGCCAUCAAGAUGCAGAAGUAUCUGUUGUCUUUCGUCCUCACCGGCAAUCCCAACACUCAGUGGCCCGAGGAUAAGCUGGAGUGGCCCCUGUACAGCGAGGGCGGACAGGACCUCGUCUUCAACACGUCUGGGUUGUACACCCAGGCUUCCGACUUGGAGAACGCAAAGCCCGGAGGCGCAAUCGCAGCAGCCCCCGAGGUGUCUGGAUAUAAGGAAGAUGUGGACUUUCCCGGGUCGUUCGAGGGGAACGUCGCGCUACUAAUGGAGGAGGACCCGAUGGCAAUCUCGAACUUCGCCUCGGUAUUGCUACACUUCCGCGGCAUGCUCGGCCCAAACUGGGAGGUCGUGAUCCUCACGCGCAAGGGCUGGAAGAUCCCAGACAGCCUGGUCCUGCGCCAGUUCCUCAGCGACGGCAGGAUCAAAGUGCGCUUCCUGCCCGACGGCGUCUCGUUCCCGACGCACCCGUCCGUGUCCGUGUUCCUCACGGACCCCUGGCUGUGGGAGACGUUCGAGAAGGUCAACCGGGUCCUGAUGUUCCAGGCCGACAGCAUCCUGUGCAGCAACUCCAAGGCCCGCGUCGACGACUUCCUCGAGUGGGACUUUAUCGGCGCCCCCGUGCUCCCGGCCUAUGUGGACUCGAAGCGGCCGGACGCGCGCUCCUUCAACGGCGGCCUCUCGAUCCGCAACCCUCGCGUCUUUGCCGAGAUCGCCCGCGACCCUAAUCUGAACUUCACCGCGGACCUGACCUCGGGACCAUACAAAGAACUUCCCAAUAACAUGCGCUUCGAGGACCACUGGUUCAUGUGGAGGAUCGACGAGCGGCCGGACCUGGAGGCGCGGAUCCCGCCGCCCGAGGUCGCCGGGCAGUUCUCGGUCGAGACGUGGUACUUCGACCACCCGCUGGGCUAUCACCAGCCGCACAGGUGGCAGGCGGAGCGAUACUCUGAGAUUGUGGACUGGUGCCCUGAGGUUGGGAUUAUAUUCAAUCAGGAGGCGCCUGAUCAGAGGUGGAAUUGA
Molecule: messenger RNA, 2343 nt
Organism: Diaporthe citri
Lineage: Eukaryota; Fungi; Ascomycota; Sordariomycetes; Diaporthales; Diaporthaceae
Exons: 4
Coding region: 1-2343 (780 amino acids)
Source: RefSeq, a predicted model, not a curated record